Molecule: messenger RNA, 7567 nt
Organism: Cuculus canorus (common cuckoo)
Lineage: Eukaryota; Metazoa; Chordata; Aves; Cuculiformes; Cuculidae
Gene: ICE1
Product: interactor of little elongation complex ELL subunit 1
Exons: 21
Coding region: 302-6874 (2190 amino acids)
Source: RefSeq, a predicted model, not a curated record
GCCUUGCCCAGCCCCUUGCGCCUCAAGAGGAAGCGCUGCGUCAAGGCCGUCCGCGGCAGUGCCCGUGCGAGAGAGGAGUUAAUGGUACUUGUAGAAAGCCGCGCCAGUUGCGCGAGCCGAGACUGCGUUCUCCAGGCGCUUCAACCCCCGGCCCCCGCGGAGAGCGCCGUCUACCGCUGCCGCCAGACAGUCAGGCAGCAGCGGGGACGCCUCGAGAAGCCUUGUGAGGCGGUGGAGCGUGACGCGUUUCUCCCGCGCGGCGGGCGCGCGGCUCUUCGGGCGCUGCCGGACGCAAGGCAGCAUGAUGCCCGGAGAGAUGCCGCCGCCGGCCGGGACCGCAGCCGCCGUGGUCUGCGCUAACUGCGGCGCCCUCCAGCAGAAUAUAAAUGAAUACGUAGCUGCAUUAAUUGCACUGAAGCAAAAAAUGAUUGAUGGAGAUCGUUUGCUGACAGAAUAUCAACAGAAAUGCACUGAGCUUCAUUUUGCUGAACGUUCCCAUUUCAGAGAGAUCUCUGCUCUUCGUUGCCAAGUGGAGCAGAUGCUACAGAAAAUCCUGCUUCUGGAAAAGUGCCAGGAAGAGCUGAGUUCCUUGAAAGCAGAGUUGGAAGCGAAAAAGAGUUCUCUCAAGAUUUAUCAGGAGAGUCAACUGGAAUAUGUUAAAAUUAAAGAAGAAAUACUAAACAGUGAUGCUGUGAGGAAAAAACUGGAAAUAAAAGUGAAGAAACUUGAAGAGGUUGCAACAAAACAUACACAGGAUUUCAGACAACUGAAAACUGAAAAGAAGAGACUUGAAAAGGAGCUAAAGAAGGCACAAGGAAAACUUGACGGUGUACUUAAAGAGAAGUGCAGAAAAGUUAAGCAUGCAGAGACCCAGAGUUCAAGUGAAGAUCUUGCAACAGAUAUAGACAAAGGAAAAAUAAAGCUCUUGUUAGAAGAACUCUGGAUGUGCAUUGACGGUGCAACAGGAAAAAGAAGGAAUCAGGAAAAUGAUCCUGUGUUGGCUUCUGUUCAGGAUAAGGCAUGGCCUGAGAAAAGAAGACGGACUGUUACAGAAGAAGGUGCUGGAAAGGAAAAUUCUAUAACAGCCGUGCAACUUCAAGCAAGUACUGAGCCUUUUGGAGGUGACUGUGUUGAGACUACAGAAGAAUGUCUGCGUGGUGGUGAGGAUGAAACUGUAGAGGUGAUAAUACAGACAGACGGGGCACACAGCAGUUCACACUUCUCCAAUCAGGCGCAAAAGGGCCCCAGUAGAAAUGUGAUGGAUAUAUUGAAUUGGGCCAGGCCUCUCCCUGCUCUACUUUCUCCAGUACAGCUUUCGCCACUAACUGCACAGGACAUAUUGUUUGGAGAAAUCACAGGUUCCAGUGAUGAAGAAGUUGAUUGUAGUGCUUCUGCAGUGGAGGAUAUUUUACAAGAAGACCUAGUUCAACAUGAGGGUUGUAAUGCAUUCAAACUCAAUGAGGAGUGUAAGAGACAGAGCAAAUUGUGUGAGCGUGAUCUUGAUGCAGAAAUCUCAUGUAACCCUAGUUGGAAUGAAAAGAAUGUUCUUACUCAUCCAAAGAUAUCAAGUAAGGAGGAAAGAGAUCCUGAAAGAAAGCAAGCUGAAGCCGCUACUUUAAGUACAAACAUGGAAAAUCAGAAAAAUAGUUUGGUGGAGAUUUCUGAGAACAUGGAAACGGAGAAGAGAGAACGAACUGAAGCAGCAGCACAUGAAUUGGAAGCUAUCGAAGAACAGAAAGGAGAUAGUGAAGACAUGUGCAGUGAAGAGGGAGGUUCUUUAGCUGAUACUAUGUUAUACAGUUUCAAGCCUCAGAAUCGGAUGGAAAAUUGCAGUGAGGUAGAGCAAACAGAGAACGUAUUUGUAAUCAGGGCUGUUGAUUAUGAGGGUAUACAUGAAAAGCAUGGUGAGUUAAUGAAAGCAGAAAGGGAUGGAUUAUCAAAAGAGAGAGAAACUUCUAGGGUAGUAUCUGGUCCUCAAAAUUUUAUUCAUUUGCCACCUGAGCAAGGCAUCGGGCUUCAAAAUGGAGAUUCUGAGGAGAAAUCUGAUGUGUUGGUACAGAAUAAAGUGGUUGAAAACGAAUCAAAAAAUGUAAUCAAAGCAACUAAUAUGGCACGUGAUUUAGGGGAAAAUAUAAAACAAGUGAUAAUUAGAGAGGAAAUAGCUGCAAUACAGAGGAAAGGACACUAUUCAGAGGCAGAUAAUGAGAGAGAACUCUCUGAAGAUGUUAUGUCUGAUUUCAGUAGUUCAAAAUCCUUUUGUGGAGUUGAGUGCCCUAAAGACCUAAUGAUACAGCAUGAAGGGGAGGGAAUAAUUAUGGAGAUUGAGGCAGACACUGGAGCAAUUGAGAUCUCUGCACACUCUCAGUGCUCUGAAAUAAAACAUGACAGUGAAGAGUUACUGGAGAAAGAAUGUGUGCAAACAAUACAAGAUGAAGUGGGCAGUGAAUGUGAACCAGAGACUGUUAAAGUGUCUAGAUGCUACUUACCUGCAUCUGCUAUUGAAGGAAUAAGAAAUUCAUUGUCCAUGGAUGACAUAGACAAAAAUGUAGGUAUGGAGGGAACUGUUUUGUCAGCCUUUCUAAAAGAUGAUGGACAGCUCAAAAUUGAAGACAUAACUAUGACAAGACCUGAGGCUAUUAAACUAGCCAUGAAAUUUAGCAGAGAAAGUGUUCUAGAAAUAGCUGAAUCAUCAGAGCUACUCCAUAAUGCAGAAGAUGGAAAAUUGGUAGAUAAAAAGGAGGGGGGAUAUUUAAAAGGCAAACCACACCAGGAAGACUUGAAAAGUAUAUGUGCACUACCAAAGAGGUGUGCUAUUGAUGCAGAAAGCAAAGUAGCUAAGUGUGAAUCCUCUGUGUUAGAUUUCACAGAUGUAAAAGAUAAAGUAAAGCAACCUGAAAACCUGUAUAGUACAUCAGAAUGUGGGUUGUCCAAAGAUCAAAACUUUGGAGUGUUUGAAUCUCAGGAAACUGAAUUCAAAGUUAAUCCAGAAGAUUUUGGAGAGGAAAGCAGUGAGCUGUUAGAAAGAGUGGAUACCACUGAAUCUGUAUUAGUAGAAAGCAAGGUGUUGGUGACUGAGACUUGUUCCAGCUCGUUUAACUGGGAAGAGAAUGUUGUGAAGAAAAAUAAUAUAUCAGAGAUAAUCUGCCAGCCUACUUCAGAAAUUGUAUUUAAUAGCAGCUUGGCUUUUUCCAGUCAAAGGAACUUGCAGGUGGGCUGUAUAAAUACUGAAAAAACUGAUUCUUCUAUGCAAGUGGAAAUUGGCUUGGAAUCCACAAUGCCUCCUGAUCUAAAUUUCAGUCUUCAGAAAGUUGGCAGUUUUGUUGAAUCUAAUUUCACAGAAAAGCCUGAGUCUUGCUGUACAUGGGAAAAUCAAGGACAUAAAAAUUCUGUUACAAGUAGUGCAUUUAACUGUUCUUCAGAAAGCUUAGAAGAGGGUGCUGACAUUCUUUCUGCUGGAAAAGACAGUAUAGGCUCUGAGAGGGAAUACGUACAUAAAAAUGAAGUGAAAAUUCCAGAUGAGAAGGAGCAGCCGGUAGAUAAAGAGUCUCAGACAUCUGUUAAAUCACAGAUCCUGCAUGCAAAAUCUUGUGAUAAGAAUACGUUUUGUCUUCAAAAGUUUGAUUGUCAUAAAUCAGGAUGCAGGACUCCUGUGUGGGAGGUUAGAACAGAUCCUUCUAAAACUGGUUCACUAACAGCUGGUAUAGGAAGCAAAGAAUUUAACAGUUUUGAGGCAUCUGGGGAAAAUGCUAUAAAAAGGUCUAGAAGUGAUUUUGAUAUGCCAGAGCAGAGCAAUGAAUCUGAAGAGAAAGACAGUUCUAUAAAAAAAAUUAGAUAUGUGAAAUGUUCUGAACGUGCUCCCAUGUUCAGAAAGGAACUGGGAGCUUCCAGGAGAAUUGCAGUCGGUGCUCUGAAAACUGAUGCAAUUGCUGGUACUGAUUGCCAAGUGUGUGAACUUCAUUCAACAGUGCACCCAGGAAAUGCCUUGACAGUUAGUCAUCUACACACAGACAUUAUGAUGGAGACAAAUACACACUGUGAAACAAACACCUUUCCAGAUACUGCAAAUGAGUUGUCAGGUGUGGUUGGGGAGAGUUAUCCUAGAGACGUAGCCUCUUGGAAACGAGAGUGUGUAGUAGUAACAUCAAAAAAUACUGAGGGUACUAAUGAAUGCAUGGUUGAUUCUGACAGAGUUGGUGGCAUGAAUGAUAGUGAGGAAAAUCUGUUAAAAACUGGGACUUCAGAAGAAGGCCCUGUGAUGCAUAGAUUGCCACUAUGCCAGAUGUUAAUUGGAUUCUCACAAACAUGCAAACUGGCUGACAAAAACAGUAAAUUAAAUACAAGAAUGUUAGCAUUUGGCAAUUUCUUCCAAGAAAAUCAUGCUGACAUAUGUAAGUCAAAUGUGGAGCAAAGUCUACUACAUGCUGUUGAUAUGCAGCUCUCAGUGUUUGAAGAAUAUAAUCGUAAUCAGCCUUGCACUUCUUGCAACAUAGGAGAAAACAACACUGAUGAUAGCAGUAGAAAAACAAAUUUUGUCAAGUAUCCUCAACAUCCAGACCUGUCUGAUGCAGAGUGCAAUUGUCAGGCAGUUAGGCAGCCUUCUGAGCCACAAAAAACAGUAUUUGAAAAGCUAUGUAUGUUGGAAUCAGAAUCUUCUGUGGAUGUUGCUCUCAAGAAAAACAAUAUAUUGAAGUGCAAAGAGCAAGAACCAUCUGAAAUUUUGACAGUUUCAGCCAAGAAUGCUGCCCAAAUAAUGCAUGCUAAGCUAUCAAAGAGGUUAAUUCAAGGUAAAAGAAAGACAAAGACUCUCAAAAUUAAACUAACUCGGCCAGUUCUUGCAAAUGCUGAUACUUCUAUGCCAACAAAAUGCUCCUCCGAGACUAUCAAUAAAAUUAGGCAAGAGAUGGGUGUUCCUCUGCCCCCCUUGCUACAGCCUUUGAUUGCUACUCCUCCAAAAGUUGCACGUACUGUGUCCCCAGUAAUGUCUUCUACUGGUCAAUCGUCUUUGCUUUCCCCUCUCAAUGACCUGAUAUCCCCACUAUGUGAAAGUCCUGUUCCUCCUCUCAUGUCUCCAUUAGCAGAUACUCCAACAGUAAAAUCUGCCCUUUUAUUUUCUCCCCCAUCACCCUCAGAAAUGGCCGUAGGUAGAAGGACUCACUCCUCACCUUUGAAAUUUUGUACUUCCAUUCCAAAGCAUGCCCUUCCCGUACCAGGAAGAUUUCCUCUGUUUGCUGCUGAUACUGCUGCUCCAGGUCCUUCUCAAGAGAACUCUGUGAAGAUACUGGACACUAUGUAUCCAGAACUAUCUGCAAGGGCAAGGACACUGAACAUUCUGAAAGGCAAUAUUCAACUUAACUGUUGUGCUUUUACAGACAGCCAAGGUUUGCCAGGACCUCUGGCUCGAAUAGGUGGGUUCAAAGCAAUUGCAUCUACAUCAACUGCUUUUGUUAAAACUGGGAGCAAUUUGAAAUCUGAUAGUAGCAAAGAUCAAGAAAAAGAUGUGCAAAAUCAGCAAUUGUUUUCAAGUUCAUCAAAUCACCUUGAAAAACGGACACUGUUGCCAAUAUCUAUGCCAAGAGGUGCAAAGAGAUUGAGGUUAGACAGUGAACCACCAAAGCUAGAGUCCAAUGAUACUGUUGCUAUCAGAAACACUAAAAAUACAAUCUCUGAAAUGCAGGAAGUUUUCCCUGAGAAAAGCUGUGAAACUAGUGAGUCAGCUCAGAGUUCCAGUUUAGAGGUAUCAUCACCUGUAAAGAAGGUCAUUGAUCCUGACUGCCAGAAGGUUUUUUUGGCAUUGAAGAAAAUUGCUGAAUCCUGUUUUGACUUGUUACCAGUUAUUAAAGGUCAUGUGUAUGUCGGCAAUAUCUCAGAGAUUCCCAUAAUGAGAGAUGAGGAGAAAGAAGUUGUCUAUGAAUUUGCUAUAAAAAACAAGCAUUUAGCAGAGUCCUUGCUGCAUGUUAUUCUCAGUAAACUCAAGGCUCAGAAAACGGCCACAAAUUACAAUUUCAGUCAGGCUCUGUGUCGCGUCUAUACAGGAAUUUGUCGACAAUUGGGAGAUUUGGAAAGAGCCCGCCUUUUCUGCUAUAGCUUACUUAAAGAAGACUUUCCAGACUCAGAAAAAUUGAUUUUAUUUAUCACAAAUGUAUGGUCUGACAUAUUUGUCUUCCAAGGUGCAAUUAACGAAGCUAUGCAAUUACUUGUCAGGCAUAGAGCAAGCAAUGAGAUGCUGGCCUGUUUGAGUGCUUACCUCAACUGGGAACAGGUUACAGCUUUUAGUCUCACGCCAGUAGAGAUGCACAGUUCCUCUUUAGAUGCUGGUAUUAUGGUCUCAAACUUGCUGUUAGAAAUGCAAUCAUGUCCAAAAGUAGAAUUUCAACUGAGUGAGCAUUAUGGAGAAGAUCUGAGUGAAGAUGCUUGGCAGUACAUAUUUGCUGUUGAUCUUCUCUGCUGUCACCUAAAGUGGGAUUGGACACAUGACAAUGUUAUAAGCAAAGUGCUUUGGCCUUCUAUGGAUAAGUGGGUAAAGAAGAGAAAGGGGCAUGAAACUGCUCAGUCCGUUCCUGAUAGUGUUAUAGCAUUGACACUCAGGCUAAUUGGUCGACUGGGCCAAAUAGGUUUGAAGGAAGGGUAUCUUGUUGCAGUGAAGAACAUUAGUUCUAUAAUUGGACUUUUUGUACAGCAUGCAAAAGAGGAAGGUGUUUCCUGGGGUGUGCAGCUGGCAGCCAUAUAUUCUCUGUGUGACUUGGGUUCAAGCAAUCCAGAAGGUAUUGUUCAGGCCAUCCAUGCUUGGAGAGCAACUGUUCUUAACGACCUCCCUUUUGCUGUCAUAAGUGGCAUAGCUGAAAUCACUUCUCUGUGUAAAAUGGAGCUAAAUUAAAAUCUAGGGAAGUGGACUGAUCUAAAGGAAGAAGUGCCUUACUUUACUUAGCAGAGUUGGUUCCACUUAAAAACAAUAAAAAGUGUGUCCUUUUCUAUUGUUUUUAUUAACAGAAUAUUGGAUCACACAAAGCAAGCUCAAGUAUUUUAUUUGGCUUUUCUGUUUGAGGGAAGAGUUAAAAAAAUAAAUAAAACUACUUGCUUUUCCUGCUGAGUGAUCUGAAAACCAGUACAUCUUUGACUCUUGAGAUAUUUCUGGUUUGAUGUCAAUAAAAAUUAUUAGUAGUUUCCCUUAGUUUACUUCCAUAAAUAUGGAACAUGGACUAUUUGACAAAACAUAAGAUAUAAGCCUGGCUGAAAACCUGUCUCUGUUAUUUUGUACUAUAUUUAAAAAGUAACCAUUCAGACAGCAGAACUGUUCCCAUAUUCUGCUUUAUUUUACUUGAAUAGUCUAAUAAGCUUAAUUUAAAAUACUUGUGACAGAUAGGUAGGAAUUGACUUUUUCUGUAAAAAUCAUGUAUAGAGUAACAGAGAUAUUAAAUCUUUGAGCUUGUACAUAAGGUAUAUUCUGAAAAUGUGUCUCACAUUUUAUAUUAUUCCAUUUGGGGAAUUUUGUGUAUGUAAAUAGAAAGUUGGUUCAAAAAAGUUUCUAAUUAUAGUUUCAUUACACUCCGUGUUUUUUCUAUCUUUCAUA